UUUGUCAAACUUCGGCAAACGGCAAGCUAGCUUCGGAAAAUCAUCGGACUGAAUACAAAGAAGAAGCAAUAGUAGCGCAAAUCAACAACAAACUUGGUACGGAAUUGCUGCUGAUCAGGCUGAACAUACGUAUUACUCGCAAAACUUGUGUGUACAGUAGUGAAAAAGUAGAAAAGGGUUGUAAUUUGUUUCGAUUCUAAGAUCAUUUAUGUGGCACCAUGACUUGGGAACAUCUAGAACGAGGAAGCUCACCAGUGGAUUGGUGCGAGGGCAACUAUCUCGUGUCGCCAGAUAUUGCCGAAUUUGUUAAUACGAUAAGCAAUGUUCUGUUCCUGCUUGGUCCUCCGUUUCUCAUCUACCUGUUUAAGGACUACGGCAAGUUCAUACAACCGGCCAUUCAUCUGAUCUGGGUGCUGCUGAUAGUGGUCGGUCUGUCCUCGGCAUACUUCCACGCGACGCUCAGCCUGCUCGGUCAAUUGCUGGACGAGCUGACCAUACUAUGGGUAUUUAUGGCUACGUUAAGUCUGUUCUGUCCAAGGCGCCAUUUCCCCAGAAUUUUCAAGCGUUCGAGAAAACGAUUCUGCUUGUCGAUGACAGUAUUUUCGAUUGCAGCAACGGCACUUUCAUUUUGUCAUCCCGCGAUAAAUGCGUUCGCGCUCAUGUUCCUGGCCAUACCCGCCACCUAUUUGCUUUACCAGGAGCUAAAAAUCGUGCAAGAUCAGCGUGUGUAUCGGCUCGGUGUACGCAAUACCACCAUCCUGAUUAUGGCCAUCGUUUGCUGGAUUAACGAUCGUAUGUUUUGUGAUGCCUGGUCAUCGAUGAACUUUCCGUACCUGCACGGAUUCUGGCACAUUCUCAUCUUCAUCUCCGCCUAUCCGGCCUGCGUACUGUUUGCCUACUUUUUCGUCAACGACGAACGUCCCGAAAGUCGCCCCACACUAAAGUACUGGCCUCGGAACGAUUUCGAACUCGGCAUACCGUACGUGUCGAUCAAUUACGACAAAAAGUUCGAUGAUCCUAUUUAAAUGUUGAUUCGAGUUGGGUGUAGUUAAAAUUUGUCUAGGAAAUUUCUUCUCGUCUCUCUCUCUCUCUCUAAGCAUGCCAAAAUAAUGCACUUCGUACAUUCAUUACGUAGCACAUGGUUUAGCCAUCCAUCGUACGCAGGAAUAGUAAGAAGUUUUGUAAACGUACCAAAAAAUGAUAACAGAACGCUUUACACACAACACACACACACACGAGGUUUUAUCACAGCAAAGAGCGGAAAGGAAUUGUAGUAGAAUUUGCUUCCAACGGUUUCGUUCCAGCCGCCACAUAACCGUUUGUUGAUAAACGUGUACAUAGAAACCGUAUAGGGUAUUGAGUUCAACAACGAAGAGUGAUACUAGAACUAUGAUUUUAAUCGUUGCUUUAGGCGACAGUGUGAUAGAAAGAAGCAAAUUAAAUUAUUUAAAUUAUCACUCGGUUUAACAUCGAUUGGUACAUGCAACAGUUUUAAUAAAGCAGUGCUAAAUGGAAACAUUUUUAUUAGCUCCUAAAAGUA
Anopheles funestus (African malaria mosquito) is the source of this 1540-nucleotide messenger RNA. RefSeq names its product alkaline ceramidase (gene bwa). The transcript is spliced from 4 exons. Lineage: Eukaryota; Metazoa; Arthropoda; Insecta; Diptera; Culicidae. Bases 219 to 1025 code for a protein of 268 amino acids. Gene Ontology annotation, biological process: ceramide metabolic process. Gene Ontology annotation, molecular function: hydrolase activity, acting on carbon-nitrogen (but not peptide) bonds, in linear amides. Gene Ontology annotation, cellular component: membrane. The record is from RefSeq and is a predicted model, not a curated record.